AUGCCAAAUGAUGUGAUGAAUGCAUUCAAAUAUGUAUUCAUGACCGAAGGCGGGAUGACAGACGAUCAAGCUACAAAAUAUAUUGCUUUACUUGAAAAAAAUCGUAGAUAUCAACAAGAAAAAAAAAGAUCCAAUGAAUUGUUAGAUAUUGAUUACUCAAGAAAUCUUCGAGAGAAACUUCAUCAAUUGCUUGAUGAAACUGGUGAAUCUACCCCAGUUAGUUGA
Molecule: messenger RNA, 225 nt
Organism: Entrophospora sp. SA101
Lineage: Eukaryota; Fungi; Glomeromycota; Glomeromycetes; Entrophosporales; Entrophosporaceae
Source: the annotation of a GenBank genome assembly